This is a messenger RNA of Hippocampus zosterae (dwarf seahorse), 738 nucleotides long. RefSeq lists its product as uncharacterized. Bases 1 to 738 code for a protein of 245 amino acids. Lineage: Eukaryota; Metazoa; Chordata; Actinopteri; Syngnathiformes; Syngnathidae. The transcript is spliced from 2 exons. Gene Ontology annotation, molecular function: calcium ion binding. The record is from RefSeq and is a predicted model, not a curated record.
AUGGGGUUGACAGGUAAGAGGCCGGACCUGCGCCUCUAUCCGAUCGAAUUGGUAGUAAGGGACAGUCCCCCUCGUAUUCUCGAACUCGAAGUGUCUGAUCCGGAUGACCCCCGGGCUGCGGGGCAGCAUCUCCCUCACCCGAGCCGCAGCCUACCCCCUCUCAGGGACCGGCUACCCCCUCAGCCACGCCUGCGCGGCAGGCGUGCGACAGUACCCCAGGACGCCUGCCAGCCUCAUGAUAUAAUCAACGUUAGAGAUAAUAUGUUCAGGAAGAAGGUAGAGACCGAGCUGGACCCCGAGACCCUCAGGGAGCUGGAACUGGCCUUCAAACUGUACGAUGACCGCGGCAUUGGAUCCAUUUCGGGGGCUGAUCUCAAGUCGGUUAUGAGGGCCUUUGGAUUUCCUGUCAAGAAGGCUGCCGUUCGGGAUCUGCUCAAGCGGGCCAACCUCGAAUACGAGGACCCUAUCAGCUUGGCCAGCUUUAUCGCGGUGAUGGGGGAGGUCCUGCCGAAGCGGCAUUCCAAGGAGCACUACGAACGGAUAUUCAAGCUGUUUGACACUGAAAACCGUGGCAAAAUCUCACCGGAGAUGGUGGCCGAGGUGGCGGAAAGCGUAGGCGAGUACAUUUCGAAUGACCACCUGAACCUGAUCUUCGAGCGGGGCGACCUCGAUCACGACGGGGCUCUUAACUUCCAGGAGUUCACUGCGCUGGUGAACCCUCGCCGCGAAGAUGAAUAA